AUGCAAAGAUUGAGAAAAUGUCUUCAGAAGAAACAGUAAGUGUAGUAGGGAGUGAGGUGAUGCCCCUGGAUUAUGGUAGUAUGGACUCGGAGAGUAGUCCAUCUCCAUCUAGUUCAGAGAAAAUGGUGGAGGGGAUGAAAGGAGAUGAGGUGGUAGGGGUUGGGGGGAAUGAGAUGGUGGGGGUUGGGGGGGAUAGUGUACCCAUCACUAUGGUAGAAGUAGAGGGUAGGAGAGAGAGAGGUUAUGAUGUAGAUGCAGACAUAGUGGAAGAGGUGAAGCAGUACAGAUCUAAACUCGGGACCAGGGAUAGCCUGGGUCACUUAGUGGAGAAUUACGAGAUCUCUUCCUGAGUGUUAGUUAGGCCAGCUGGGGUAGAGGAGAGAACGUGUUCUGCUCCUCGGGAUCAUUGGAUGCUCGUGUAUGCCCACUAUUUGAUAGCCGGGCUUAGGUUUCCAAUUCCUGAGCUGCUAAUGGGUAUUCUUUUAGAUUACAACAUAGAGUUGACACAGUUAGUCUUCAACGCUAUAAGGAUAAUAAUAGGAUUUUUAGUUU
Messenger RNA from Rubroshorea leprosula, 552 nucleotides. NCBI's taxonomy places the organism in Eukaryota, Viridiplantae, Streptophyta, Magnoliopsida, Malvales, Dipterocarpaceae. The record is from the annotation of a GenBank genome assembly.